AAUUCUAAUUGCACGUGAAUGUAGCACGAGUUAUGUUGUCAUUCCCUUAUCAUUCAGGCUGCAUUUAACCUUACAAACUACCAUAAUAAAUAGGGAUCCACUAUUUAGUGCUCUUUUGGACGUAUCUACAGUCCCUGAGGUCUUCUGUGGUGUUUCUCCGGACAGAUACGGAUGAGAUGCAGUACUGCAGCACACGAGGAGGUGUUCAUGGCUGGGACUUCCGUGAUGUUCUCUUCUCAGGCUAUGCUCCAGAUGGGGGCAUGUUCAUGCCCGAGACAAUUCCUUCGAUCUCCCCUGCCACUCUCCGAUCCUGGUGCUCUCUGUCUUACCAGCAGCUUGUGUGUGAAGUGUGUUCGCUCUUCAUCUCUGAGCAGCUCAUCCCAAAACAUGAUUUAGAAGACCUCAUAUCCAGUGCUCUGUCCCAGUUCUCUGUGCCAGGUACGGUGCAGUUGGUGCAAUUAAAGGGCUCUCUGUCUGUCUUGGAACUGUUCCAUGGAAAGACGCUGGCUUUUAAAGAUCUGGCCAUGACCUGCACCACACGCUUUCUGGAGUACUUUCUGCGUAAGGACCACAGACGUGCCAUCAUCCUUGUUGGGACAUCUGGGGACACCGGAGGCUCAGCCAUCAGCAGUGUGUGUGAUCUUAGUGCCGUGGACAUAAUAGUGGUUUUCCCAUGUGGACGAAUCACUCAGGUGCAGGAGAGACAGAUGACCACUCAUAUAGAGGACAAUGUCCAUGUUUUUGCAGCGGACGGAAGUUCGGAUGAAAUCGACGUGCCUUUGAGGAAGCUGUUUGCCGAUCGGGACCUGGUGAAUCGCUACGGUCUGAUGAGCCUGAACUCAGUGAACUGGUCACGCAUUCUGGUGCAGCUCGCUCAUUUUAUAUACGCCUACCUGCAACUGAGUGGAGUUCAGGAUACAGACGGAGACACACUACCCCCUGUGGAGGUAGUGGUUCCCACAGGAGGGGCAGGAAAUAUCACAGCUGGAUGCAUCGUCAAGCACAUGGGGGUUCCUCUGCACCUCGUGGCCAUGGUGAACUCUAACAACAUUGUGCAACGUGCAGUUCAGAGUGGAGAUUUCUCUAUGGCCGACAGCGUCAAGCAAACUCUAGCUCCAGCCAUCGACAUUCAGGAUCCUUAUAACAUGGAGCGUGUGUUCUGGCUGUUAUCUGGGAAGGAUGGCGCUUUAGUAAAGAGGAUGAUGGAGCAGUUUCAGGACACUCACACACUCGCUCUACCUGAAACACUCCACAAAAAGUUGUGUUCAGUCAUGCGUUCAGGUUCUGUGUCUGAUGAGGGGAUAUUGGAGGUCAUAAAGAGAUGCUGGGAGGAAAAUCAGUAUUUGGUGUGUCCUCAUACAGCUGUGGGAGUCUGGCAUCACUUCCACCAUCCUGUCCGGCAUGGAGAGAAUAGAUGCUGCAUUGCGACAGCCUCUCCAGCCAAGUUUCUUGAAGCGGUACAGAAAGCAGGCCUGACCAUCGACCUCCCUGACGUAGUAAAGCAGCUGGAGACAAAGAAGACUCGCUAUAAACAUCUAGAGAAAAGCGAGAAUUGGGAAAGAGCAUUAAGAGAGCACAUCGAGGCUAUCGGCUCUGCACGACAACAAGGAGCGCUGUUUUAUACGUUAUAACUAGGUUUAGGGUCUGGAGGGUUGUGGGAUCAAAUCCCAGCAUUUGCUCUCAUAUACUCAAAUAAUCUACAGUUGGGCCUGGAUUCAGUAAAGAUUUCUGUGUAUAAAAACCUACUCAAACUUGAUUAAAAAAUGUGAAAAUGACACAAUAAAUUAGUAAAUACAGAAGUGCAUCUAAGAAAAAGUUAAAUGAAAUGAAAUGAAAUGAAAUGAAAUGGGGAGCAUGGAAACCUUUAUUAUUGCGACAUAUACAUUAGAGUACAGUGGAAUUCUUUUCUUCACAUAUCCCAACUGAGAAGGUUGGUGUCAGAGUGCAGGGGCAGCUAUGAUACAGCGCCCCUGUAGGGUCAAGAGCCCAACAGUGGCAGCUUGGCAGUGCUCGGACUUGAACCGCAAUUCUCAUUACAUGUUAACUAAAAUGUUCCAAGCAUUAUUUUGAUUUUAUUUUUAAUAAUUGUGGCCUGCAGCUCAAAAACAUUGAAAAAGGGUAGCCCAAACAUAAGAAUAUUUCAUUUCCACUUUUUUAGCGAGUCUCUUUUUUAUGCAGUAUAAAUACCACGUCUCUCACGUAGACACUCUGUACACACUACCACUAUCACGAGGAAGACUGCUGACUUGAUGGUUGUCCAGAAGUCACUCACUGAAUCCCUCCAUAAAGAUGACUGCUGUAUCAAAGCGUAGUCGAUAUAUAUUUUUAUGAAAUAUUCUAAUAUUUUCGGAUACUGGAUUUUUGACUUUUAGAAAUUGUAUAAUAAAUCUAAAAUUUAUGAAACUUUCAAUGUUUGAAUAAAAUUUGGUGGAAGACAA
This is a messenger RNA of Tachysurus vachellii, 2438 nucleotides long. It is a transcript of the gene thnsl2, whose product is annotated as threonine synthase-like 2. The transcript is spliced from 9 exons. The coding region runs from base 177 to 1631 and encodes 484 amino acids. Gene Ontology annotation, molecular function: pyridoxal phosphate binding. Lineage: Eukaryota; Metazoa; Chordata; Actinopteri; Siluriformes; Bagridae. Gene Ontology annotation, biological process: dephosphorylation; 2-oxobutyrate biosynthetic process. The record is from RefSeq and is a predicted model, not a curated record.